This is a messenger RNA of Ahaetulla prasina, 4566 nucleotides long. It is a transcript of the gene SHC4, whose product is annotated as SHC adaptor protein 4. Bases 1057 to 2889 code for a protein of 610 amino acids. NCBI's taxonomy places the organism in Eukaryota, Metazoa, Chordata, Lepidosauria, Squamata, Colubridae. Gene Ontology annotation, biological process: cell surface receptor protein tyrosine kinase signaling pathway; intracellular signal transduction. The transcript is spliced from 12 exons. The record is from RefSeq and is a predicted model, not a curated record. Gene Ontology annotation, cellular component: plasma membrane. Gene Ontology annotation, molecular function: receptor tyrosine kinase binding.
UGGCUGCAGACUUAAACACCCCUGGGACUGCCAGUCAGUUACAGCCAUUCUCAGCUUCAUUCACAGGUUUAUUUCGCUUGCACACAGUGAGAUCCAUUCAGAAAACUUCAUUCAUAAAAAAAAAGAAAGAAGAAGAAGAAGAAGACGAAAGGCGAUGAGAAAAGGCAACGUUCUUUCGGUCACAUUUCAAAGGAAUCGGUCACCCUAAUCUGGAGAUGGGAAAAGAGCGAAGGGAUGGCUCCAGAGGAUGAUGGAAAGAGUUUUUGGGUGAUGUUUCCAUUGACUUGAUGGUUGUUCUGAAGAGCUGGAGCCCUGCUGUGCCAGAAUAUCAUCUCUGCAAGUAUUUGAGGGUCACUAUGCUACUGUGGGGGGUUUUUUGUGGGGUUUUUUUGCAGGCAGAAUCUGAGUUUGGUUCAUAGAACACGUUAACCUGGACUUUUUUUUCCUUCGAGCUGCUUUUGUCGGAUUUUAUUUUAAUUUCAGAGAGGUACUUUUUCCCACCUCAACUGAUCAAGUCAUUGAUAAUCAAUUCGGAACAAGGCUACUUUCUUUUUUAAAAAUAUAUAUAUAUAAAUCUGGCUGUUGUUUUUUCAAGAAAGAGAUUUCUUGUUGUGUCUUCAUCCUUAAAUAUUUUAUUAUUAUUAUUUUUUUAAGGUAGCCGGGUCUUUAACGUUAAUCCUAUGCAGAAUCAUGGCAUUGAGUGCUGACAAACUAAGAAGAAUUUGGAGUUUGCUUGCUUGAAAUUACUGUGCCUGUUCAGAUUAAACAGACGUAGCUUUGGGAAACUGGGCUUCGUAUGUGUUUCACUUUGAUUUAAUUUCAAACAAUUAAAUGACCGGGCAACCUGAAACAGGGUUGAUGAAGAGGAAGAAACAAUCCGGAGAUGUUUUAAGAGCAUCCACAGUGACCAGAAACCCUGUUUUCUUAUUUUUUCUAUUCAAAAUUAUUUUGAUCUGUCUGGUUCCAUAUUUUUUUUGGUCAUUCAUAAGAAGGCAGCUAAGUUAAGGAGUGGGGGGGUGGGGAACCAGGAGAUUGAGUUACAAAACUUUGCAGGCUAUGAGAGAACCCAUCCUCUGCUGCUCGAGUGCACAACUACUGGAUGUAGGAUCCUUAAGAGGACCAGGAAUGCUCCACAGGACUAAAUAUAGCCGUUUCAGAAACGAAUCCCUCACCUCCUUGGAGGAAGACACCUCGUCGAGUGAUCUUCUUCGCCUCAAGGCCUCUUCAGCUUCUCCGUCCACUACGUCUAACACACUCACUGAAGAUGUCCCAGUUGGUACCUCGGACAGCUCCAUUUCUCUGUGCACCUUGGUACCUCGCAUGGCGAACGUGAAGCUGGCCAAUCCUUCCACCUUGCCAACCCUGAAGAACUUCUGCUUACGGACGAAAGAGGUGCCAAGGUUUAAACUCACGGAAUGCGUCACUGUCCAUACCAGCCCGACCGUGCCAGAAAUCGGCUUCAGCAACUCCUUGUCUUCUGCUUAUUCCCUGGGAGACCCAGACAAGGCGUUCCGGUCCAAGGCAAACAUCCAAGAGAACUGUGUUUUGUUAGCUGUGGGAGACUCUGCCUUCCUGCCUAAACCAAGCAAAGAUCUUGGACAAAAGGGUGAAUCCAGCUUGGCGACUGGGAUAUCCUACGCUGCCCGGUAUAUGGGCUGCAUUGAAGUCCUGCAAUCGAUGAGGUCUUUGGAUUUUGGCACUCGGACCCAAGUAACCAGGGAAGCAAUAAGUCGCCUGUGUGAAGCUGUGCCAGGAAUACACGGGAACACAAAAAAACGGAAGCCUCCGGCUAAAUUUCUUUCUCCUGUGCUUGGCAAAAGCAAUCUUCAGUUUUCUGGCACACAUAUAAAACUGACCAUCUCAACAACCAGUCUCACUUUAUUGAACACCGACAGCCAGCAGAUUAUUGCAAACCAUCAUAUGCAGUCCAUUUCAUUUGCCUCUGGAGGGGAUCCAGAUAACACAGAUUAUGUUGCCUAUGUUGCUAAAGAUCCUGUUAAUCAAAGAGCAUGCCAUAUUUUGGAAUGUCCCUCUGGAAUAGCUCAAGAGGUCAUCAAUACCAUCGGACAAGCUUUCGAGCUCCGGUUCAAACAAUACUUGAAAACUCCUCCUGCUUUGAGUGCUUCCAAAGAAAGAGAAGGGGUGAAUCUGGAUGGAUCCACCUGGAACAUUCAAGAGAAGGAAGACUGCGGAUACUAUAAUGAAAUUCCUGGGAAGGAACCCCCCGUAGGUGGGCUGUCCGAUGUCAGGCUGAAGAUAAUACCGGAAGAAAAGAUCAACCGUCCCAUCUCUGCUGAGCAGCAACAAUGUGGAGAUGAUAGUCCCAGUUCUAAGCAGCUUUAUGAAAACUGCCCGGAUGAGCACAGAGCACUAGAUAUCAGCAAACCAACUCAGGCAGCAAACCAAGAUGCCCCGUUGCUGAAAAGUAGCAGCAAAGUUGAUCUUUUUGAUGACCCUCGAUAUAUCAAUACUCAAAACUUACAAGCUGCAUCAGAAGCCUCGGAAACUGUAGAGAAAGGAUCCGGUGACAUGGCAGGCCUCGGAUGCGUCACAGAUGCAAAGACCCCACUCUGGAAUGAAGAAUGUUAUCAUGGGAAGAUAUCCAGGAGACAAGCUGAGAAUCUCUUAAGGAACAACGGAGACUUCCUGGUACGGGAGAGUACAACCUCACCUGGCCAAUACGUCCUGAGUGGGCUGCAAGGAGGACAAGUGAAGCAUCUCUUGUUGGUGGAUCCGGAAGGCAAGGUUAGAACCAAAGAUCAUACAUUCGAUAGCGUGGAUCAUCUUAUCCGCUACCAUAUGGAGAACAAAUUGCCAAUUAUCUCUUCUGGAAGUGAAUUAAGGCUCUGCCAGCCUGUAAGGAAAGGGUUUGGGGCAGAUGCAUUCUAAGGAAUAAUUUUGUUGACUCACAUUCUUUUCGAGACCAUUCUUUUGUCACCGUCUCCUCAACAUCGCUAGUGACUUAUUCUGGACUCAUUUCCUGCGCACAGAAUUCCACAAAGGAGACACCUCUUGAUGAGGUUGCAGAUGAAUUAGUUUGUGUGUUUGUCUAGGUCUCCGUCCAAUGCGUUUGUCUAAUCGGUAUUUCUCAACCUCAACAACUUUAAGUUGGGUGGACUUCAAUUCCCAGAAUUCCUGAGUCAACAUGGCUGACUGGGGAAUGCUGGGAGUUGAAGUCCAAACAUUCUUGGAGCAGCUGAGAUUGAGAAACAUGAAUUUAAUCACACCUCUCAUGUUGCAUCUGACCAGCGACAACUAUUUUACUUUGGCAAAACAUAACCCCUGGAGAGACCAAGAGGCUGGGGAGAAAUCAUGAGCCAGAGGUACUCCACAAAACAUUUUGAAGAGCUCCAAAAAAGAUGUCAAAGCACAAACCAACCUUCCCGAAGCAAAAAUAUGUGCCUUUUAAUGUAAGAGAUUUGGGGGAAAUGACUCAUAUUUUUACCAGAGCUGUGGGGUUUUUUAAAGCUGAUAAAUUAAUUUGAGUCUUUCCUGGGCUGAUUUCAAGGAGCUUGAGAAAGACUGAACUUGAUUUGCAUUUGGAAGAGAGACCACAAGGAAAUCUCAGCACUGUAGCUCGGACUGGGAACUCAAAAAAAAAAACAUUCUGAAAAGGACCACGGAAACCACGUUGCUCUUGCUGCCAAGGAAAUGACAUUUGUGUGUCCGUGACAUCAACAGGCAUCAAAAGCUCAGUUCACAUUGUAAAAUAUACUUUUAUUAAAGACGUUAAUAGAAGAUAAAGACUAAUAGAAAUGAAUAUAAAGUGAGAAAAAGAAGAAAAAUUAAAGAACCAGCCAAAAGUGCAUGAAAGAAAAAGUAAACAGAAUAGAACAGAAAGAAAAAAGUAGCUUCCAAUGUUUGAAGCACCUAUAAGUACAAUUAUAAAUUUACCUCUUGCUCUGUGGUUACGAUAUAACUGUUUUCCCCUCUAUAAUUUAUUCUGUCUAAUCAUCAAAACCAUAAUCAUCAUUUUUGUUUCUGUUUCAUGCAACAAAAAUCUAAGGGAUUUGCAGUCAGCAAUAAACAGAUUAUUUUAUUAUUAAAAAUCCCCACCAAUAUACCUGAUGGAAUACUGAUGCUAACCGCUAAUUGGACCAGUUAUAGGUUGCUGGUUUUUUAAACGAGGCGGCAAUGCUUACUAAGAUUAUAAGUGGAAAUUAGUUACCAUUUUGAAGUGGACGCUAACAAUGUGGUAGAUUUAGACUUCUUAUGUAAUCCUAUCAUAUAAUGCAGUUCUACCAGGAGGCCAAAGGGUUAGUAAAAACUUAAUCUGCAAAAUGUUUGCUUAUUGGCUUGUAGAUAAAGACACUGGAAUUGAACCAGCAAAAAUAAAAAAAACAUAGAUGCAAAUAGUAUGGGGAUUUUGAGAUAAAAGAAAGCAAUCCUACAUCAUAUUUCAGGGUUAAGCGAAUACAUUGUUUUGUUUAGAAGCUAUUUCGCUGUUUUUUUUAUUGCACGCUUUGUAUUUUUCUUCAUUCCGUAUUUUGUGGGUUUGGGAUUCAUUUGUUCCUAUAUUAGUCAAGAAAAGAAUUUUUUUUAAAAAUAAACAUUCAUGCUGCAUUA